Messenger RNA from Danaus chrysippus (African queen), 309 nucleotides. The record is from the annotation of a GenBank genome assembly. Lineage: Eukaryota; Metazoa; Arthropoda; Insecta; Lepidoptera; Nymphalidae.
CUGCGUCGGGCGGAUAUCAUCAAAGUGUUCGACGGUAGAGACACAAACGCACCGGCCAUCGCAAUGUUGUGCAACGAACUAACAGGUUAUGAAGUAUUAUUGACGGGUUCAUACUUAUUGCUACAAUUCACUGCCAACUCCGUAUCUCCGGAACAAGGCUUCGCUGCCACUUUCCAUUUCCAACCACCACCAGAUUCCACAGCAGCAGAUUCCGAUCGCCUCCUGAAAUUGAGUUUUGGAAAAGCCUUCGAGUCUCUGGGGCCAGAAGUUAGCGCAACAAGUAAGUGGCUUUUUGCAUUAAUGUACUAG